UACGUGGGAGACGCCGUUCCUCGUGCAUCGUUGCGUAGGAGAGCCGAGAGUUUGGCGCAGAGUCGAAUUGCCAGUCGGGCCGGCACCCGCGACGACGCGACGAGUUUCUUUACCCGGGAGUCGUCGAUUCCUACGAGUCAACUUCCAAGACAGGGUCCAAAGUCAGAGGCUGUCGUGCUUUCGGUCGGCGAUUCCCGAUAUCACCCCCCUCGCUCCUCCUAACCCUCCCAUCCUCCCCCCACCCACAUCCGUCCUUCUCGGUUCGACAUAAAAGAGACAUAAAUUUUCACAACCAACGUUACUUAAACGUACGUCUGCGACGACGACCUACGCCAACCCUACCGCCAGUCUGUCGGCGCACGUCGCCUCCGAUUCUUUUACCGAAACGCACAAGCAUAUUCGCAGGGUUAGCGAUUCGCGUUCAAGACAGAUUUCUGUAGGGACUUUAAAAAUUAUCGCGCCGCGCUCUCGCGUCCUUCAGGAUAAUUUUCUUAAACUUCCAAGACGCGCGUUUGUCUCGUCCUCAGAUGGUCAAAGGUUGACUUCAUUUUUCGUCGUUUCGCAAAAACAAAACAAAAUAAAACGAGCAAACAGAAUCUGUAUAAAAUCUUCGCAAGACCGCGCUUGUCCUUUUCUCUAAACUUGACGAUGCAGACUAGCAAUCAACCGCAGACGAUGCCGUCUCUACUUAUCGCUCGAGGAUCGCUACCAGACAUCGCCGUAACCAUGGUUUCAGGCAGAGAGAUCCACGGGGCCUUCAGUUUGAUCGUGGACGACGUCGACUCGACGGAUUCCCUGCGGUGUAACUCGAUCGUCGGCGAGAGCCAGGAGGUCGAGGGCUCGUCAGCGGGGAGCAGCUCGCAAACCUCGUCGUCGCACACCCCGUUGGACAGCCCGGGUGGACCGCGAGAGAGAAUAAAGCAGAUCCAGGUUGAGGCGGAGACGCGGCGGGGUGAAUUCGCGAGGCUCCUCGAGGAGCACGCCCAGGUUGUCAGGAAGCUCAAGAUGAUGGAAGCCGAGGAACAGCUGAACAGCUCCUCCUCGAACGGAAGCGUCCUCGGCGCGGCGACGCAGGCGUGAUCUCCAAGGAUCAUCGUCUGUCGAUUGUAUGGAGAAAAACAUGUCUUACGCGAUUUUACCCACCGAGAUAUGUAUGCAUGCAUGCAUGUAUGUAUGUAUGUAUGUAUGUACACACACACACACGCCGUUUGUGAGCCGUAGUGUUGCUUGAUUCGAAUGCAAAUACCAAUCCCAGUGCACUCGAAGCAAGCGUAUAAUAAUACCUGUUACUAUGUGUAUGUAUAUACCUAUAUAACGGAUGUAUACCCUGCUGAAAAGUAAUGCAGAAUUUAGAGCUAGAUCAGCGUUCCCGGUUUCGUCAAUAACGUAGACAUGUCGGGGUACUUUUCCUUUACUGCUUUUUUCUCUCAAUUUCUUUCCGUCCCUUUUUUUCUUAACCCCUUACCGCAUACGAAGCCGUAUUUGGCUGUUUGGCUGCUUGAAGUUUCCAGUCUUUUUUUAUUUUCAAAAACAACUUUGAAUACUAUGUGUACAUUUCUUCGUGCAACGGAAUGUAUUCUUUUUGUUGUCUAUGGUAAGUGCAUACUGUUAAACUAUUUGAGUAAAUGUAAAAUUUUCGUUCCAUCUCCUUCGUAAUUUAUGCAAUAAGGGGUUAACGGGCAAAAUUUCCUGCAGAGCUAACAUUGCUAGAUUCCUUUUCUACUCCCUUGUCGCAACACGGGGACAAGGUACAAUAAAUAACGUAUGUGUGUAGUCGAGAAAGCCGAAAGCCGACAGAUAGCGAAGCGAAGACGCAUACUGAAAUAUUGACAUGUAUGAGGCAUUGAUUUUACGUCAGAACGCUUAGUUGGCAAGCCGCAUUAAGUUAUGUAGCAUGUAUGGUAUAGAAACCAGAAGUUAGGACGGCUACGAGUACGAGGAAAGUGGUAACGAGCGCGUAAAUGUACUCGCACACCAAAUGUGUCACCGUAAUAUUCGUAUAGUAUAUUAAAUGACGAAAUUAGGAGAAAAAGAAGAAAAGGUAGAUAAAAAAAAAUUUAUAACCUUUACUAUUGCGGUAUAUAGAUAUUGCGAGCAUGAUGAGAAGAAACAUUCAUAGUAAUUAUAUGUAUAGGGAAACUUCGUGAGGCUUUAACGUUGAAACUGCAAAAACCGUAUACUAUAUUAUACGUAUGUAUAUAUACACGACCUUCAGGGAUACACUGCGUAUCCCUGUAUUAAUUUUAUAUAGUUUGGAAACAGAGGGCGGGCUUCAGGUGAAAGGUAGUAGAGAAUAACGUACUUUUGGCAAUAACUUUUUCAAAGAAUUUCAGAAAGACUGCGAUGCAAUGUAAUAAAAGAAUAAUAAUAAUAAUAGUAACAACAACAACAAUAAUAACAAUAAUAAUAAUGAUGAUGAUUGUUCCAAAUAUUGUAAACUAGUGAUAAUUUUUAGCGAUAUACACCUUAUUAAUUUUGUAAUGAAAUUUUUGUGGAGAGAAAAAAAAAAAAAAAAAAAAAAAAAAACACGGCAUUAAUUGAAAAGUAUAUGUAAAAUAGUAUAUUUGAGGUAAUACCUGCAAGGAAUUGAUUUUGGAAAUAAAUGUGAAUAAAUUAAUCCUACGUCAACUUAUGUCAGUGACUUUGCUGUAACGCUUAGCAGAGAUGUACUAACAUCAAGGAACGUGAAGAGAGAACCACAGUGAUGGUGUGUUUUUGAAUGUAACUGGUUCGAUCGAUUCAAAAUAUAGAUACGUACUUUAUUAAAUUGGUAAAAUUUACAUUCACGGCGAUAUCACAGUAAUCUCUUAUUCUCAGUAUUUUAUAUUCUUGGGCGUUAUGGCCGUAAGCGCCUUUGAAACAACAUACCGUAUCGAUUUUGAAUUACAUUAUUAUUAUUAUUAUCUGAUCACACAUAAAAAAUUGUCGACUACUCGCUGUUACAAAAUUUUCCACUUCAGGGACUAUUCAGAAGACCUAUGAAACUCGAGGCAAAGCAAGGGGAAAAAGUUACUAUCAUCAAUUAAUUCAGUUAAUUGGUUAACAAUUACAUGUCAGGAAACCUU
Neodiprion virginianus is the source of this 3065-nucleotide messenger RNA. RefSeq lists its product as uncharacterized. NCBI's taxonomy places the organism in Eukaryota, Metazoa, Arthropoda, Insecta, Hymenoptera, Diprionidae. The transcript is spliced from 4 exons. The record is from RefSeq and is a predicted model, not a curated record. Bases 649 to 1080 code for a protein of 143 amino acids.